Molecule: messenger RNA, 957 nt
Organism: Pelobates fuscus (common spadefoot toad)
Lineage: Eukaryota; Metazoa; Chordata; Amphibia; Anura; Pelobatidae
Product: olfactory receptor 6N1-like
Exons: 1
Coding region: 1-957 (318 amino acids)
Biological process (GO): G protein-coupled receptor signaling pathway
Cellular component (GO): membrane
Molecular function (GO): odorant binding; G protein-coupled receptor activity; olfactory receptor activity
Source: RefSeq, a predicted model, not a curated record
AUGAAAAGUGAUGAAAUAUAUAAUUUUACCAAUGAACAUGAAUUUACCUUCCUUGGCUUUCCUGCUCUCAACAAAGCACCUGUAACCUCAUUCUUGAUCAUGUUAAUCAUUUAUGUAAUCAAUGCGGUUGAGAAUAUGCUCAUAAUUAUAGUAACGAGAAUAGACUCUCACCUAAAUAAACCAAUGUACUAUUUCAUUGGCUUUCUUUCCUUGGUAGACAUCUCUUGUGCAUCAAUUGUCUUACCUAAAAUGCUGACCAUUAUUCUCUCAAACAAAAAUACGAUUUCCUUUCUAGGGUGUAUGACACAGAUGUAUGUUUUCUUAGCUGUUGGAAUCACUGAGUCCUUUCUUCUUACAAUCAUGUCCUAUGAUCGUUAUGUGGCCAUCUGCAAUCCCUUAAGAUACUAUGUUAUAAUGACUGAGAAAUGCUGUAGACUCUUGGUAUUGGGAUGUUGGAUAAGUGGUUUCCUUGCCGUUAUUCUUCCAGUUGGUAUAAUCUCCAGGCUUCCAUUUUGCAAGUCUCAUGUUAUCAACCAUUUUUUCUGUGAUAUUUCACCAGUGAUCCAACUAUCUUGCAGUGACAUCCAGAGACUUCAGCUAUUUUUCACAUUUAUAGCAAGUGUAGUCAUCAUCGGUUCAUUUCCAAUAAUUAUUUUGUCUUACGUACAAAUUGCUUUGACUAUUCUUGAUGCUCCAUCACCAGCCAGUAAGAAAAAGACCUUUUCCACAUGUGCUGCACACUUAACUGUUGUUCUAAUAUAUUAUGGGUCAAUCAGUUUUAUGUACAUACGUCCCAGCUCCAAAACUAAUUUGGAUCUUGAUAAAAUAACUUCUCUAUUUUAUUCAGUGUUAACCCCGACAAUGAACCCAUUAAUCUACAGCUUAAGGAAUGAUGAGAUAAAAAAUGCUUUGAAGAAAUUACUUGGAAGGAAGACCAAAAUAAACUCACAAGAUUAA